This is a messenger RNA of Hypoxylon fragiforme, 1170 nucleotides long. RefSeq names its product GTP cyclohydrolase II. The record is from RefSeq and is a predicted model, not a curated record. Bases 1 to 1170 code for a protein of 389 amino acids. Gene Ontology annotation, biological process: riboflavin biosynthetic process. Gene Ontology annotation, molecular function: GTP cyclohydrolase II activity. NCBI's taxonomy places the organism in Eukaryota, Fungi, Ascomycota, Sordariomycetes, Xylariales, Hypoxylaceae. The transcript is spliced from 2 exons.
AUGCCGGAUCCUAAUUCAUCUUCUGUGGGAAGUCCCCAAGGGGCAGGCUUUCCUUCAUUCUAUUCUCCGCGGUCGCAGCAGAUACGGGCGGGCGCAUCUGAUCGGCUAAAUCGAUCAGAUCGUGAUCAAUUAGAUGGUGAUCAAUUUUCGCUUUCGCCCACUGCGGUUGCUGCCGAGGAAACCGACAACACCAAUACCGAUUAUGCGAAUCCACUUCAACCACCGCCGUCGCUGCUCUCCCCGGCCUUCACACCCCCCGUCACUCCCGGUAAUGCGACACCCACACCCCUCGCCGAACAGCAACCCCGCAGCGUCCCUGUAGACUCAUCUGUGGUAUCCGGUGGCUGCGGCUCCAAACGACCGAAGUUGCUAGAGAUCCUCCCCGAGGUGCAGUGCAUCGUGCGCGCUCGCAUACCGACCGUCUCCGGGACGGAGAUGUUUCUGCACUUAUACACAAACAACGUCGAUAACAAGGAACACCUCGCCAUCGUGUUCGGUCCACACAUCCGGAGCCAGUCUCUCGAUGCGCCAAGGGAAGGGGAGACAGAAAUGGAUCGAAUGGUGAGGGGGGCGUACACUGGUCGCCUGUAUCCGGGACGGACACAAAGCAAUAUAGUGAAUAACUCAUCGUCUACUAGCCCGUCUGCCAUAGAUGGAGGGCCGCCUCUUGUUCGUAUACAUUCGGAAUGCUACACCGGUGAGACGGCGUGGUCUGCUCGAUGCGAUUGUGGCGAGCAGCUAGACGAGGCCGCACGCUUAAUGUCACUACCCAGCGCCGUCAACGGAGGCAUUGUCAUCUACCUACGACAGGAAGGUCGGGGAAUUGGUCUUGGCGAAAAGCUCAAGGCGUAUAAUUUACAAGAUCUUGGCUCUGACACUGUCGAAGCCAACUUACUGCUUCGGCACCCGGCGGAUGCGCGGAGUUAUGGAUUAGCGACAGCAAUGCUGCUGGACCUCGGACAGAGUGAAAUCCGGUUACUAACUAACAACCCUGAUAAGAUUAGAGCAGUAGAAGGACCGAAUAGGGAGAUAAAGGUGACAGAGCGUGUGGCGAUGGUGCCUCUGAGCUGGAAAGGCAAGGGGGGGUUCCGGAGCCGAGAGGUGGAAGGGUAUUUGAAGACGAAGAUUGAGAAAAUGGGACAUAUGCUGGACAUGGGUGGCCUACCGUGA